AUGGUUGAGCCUGCAAGUGUGAGUCCAGCGCAAAGGUGUCGAGAUAUUCAAACUCCGAUCGCUGCACCACUCUCAACCAACCACGACAACUUGAAAAUAAUGGCUGGCGUCAAUCCCGGGGACGACAAACUCGUAUUUGAGUCAUCUGAAGCUGUUAAUGUUGUAUCAACAUUCGACGACCUUGGCCUGAAGGAGGACCUCUUGCGCGGCAUCUAUGCCUACAAUUUCGAAAAGCCUUCAGCUAUCCAACAACGCGCUAUUCUGCCUAUAACUCAAGGACGCGAUGUUAUUGCUCAGGCUCAGUCUGGUACUGGUAAAACUGCGACGUUUUCCAUUUCUAUCCUCCAGUCCAUCGACGUCACCGUCCGCGAAACUCAAGCGCUCGUUUUGUCCCCUACCCGUGAAUUGGCGACCCAAAUCCAAUCUGUCGUACUGGCAUUGGGAGACUACAUGAAUGUCCAAUGUCACGCUUGUAUCGGAGGUACAUCCAUUGGGGAGGAUAUUCGAAAGCUCGAAUACGGUCAGCACGUCGUCUCAGGAACACCUGGACGCGUCUUCGACAUGAUUCGGAGACGCAGCCUACGAACAAGAAACAUCAAGAUGCUGGUGCUUGACGAAGCGGACGAAUUGUUGAACAAGGGCUUCAAGGACCAAAUUUACGACGUUUACCGUUACCUACCCCCCGCCACACAGGUCGUUCUUCUCAGUGCGACCUUGCCAUAUGAUGUUCUAGAGAUGACUACGAAGUUCAUGACCGACCCUAUCCGAAUCCUGGUCAAGCGUGACGAACUGACGCUGGAGGGUAUCAAGCAGUUCUUUGUCGCAGUUGAGAAGGAGGACUGGAAAUUUGAUACCCUUUGUGACUUGUACGACACUCUCACCAUCACGCAAGCCGUGAUCUUCUGCAAUACCCGUCGAAAGGUUGACUGGCUGACGGAAAAAAUGCGCGCGUCUAACUUCACGGUCUCAUCUAUGCAUGGUGAAAUGGUUCAAAAAGAACGUGAUGCCAUUAUGGCCGAAUUUCGAGGAGGAACUUCGCGAGUCUUGAUUACUACGGAUGUUUGGGCCCGAGGGAUCGACGUUCAGCAAGUCUCAUUGGUCAUCAAUUAUGAUCUUCCUGCCAACCGAGAGAAUUACAUCCAUCGUAUUGGGCGAUCUGGCCGGUUUGGAAGGAAAGGCGUUGCCAUCAACUUCGUGACGGUUGAGGACGUUCGUAUACUGCGUGAUAUCGAACAAUUCUACAGUACCCAAAUCGAUGAAAUGCCGGUGAAUGCUGCAGAACUCAUCUAA
Molecule: messenger RNA, 1290 nt
Organism: Cyclocybe aegerita
Lineage: Eukaryota; Fungi; Basidiomycota; Agaricomycetes; Agaricales; Hemipholiotaceae
Source: the annotation of a GenBank genome assembly